Messenger RNA from Prunus armeniaca (apricot), 129 nucleotides. Lineage: Eukaryota; Viridiplantae; Streptophyta; Magnoliopsida; Rosales; Rosaceae. The record is from the annotation of a GenBank genome assembly.
AUGAGGUAUAAUGUUCAUGAGAAGAUCGUAAAUUUCAUGGCUCCGGAGCCUAUGACCCUUCCAACUAUGGUUCCUGACCUCAAUAAUUUGUUUGGGUUGAAGAACCAGAAACGAGCUUCUGUAGUUUAG